Messenger RNA from Coregonus sp. 'balchen', 2157 nucleotides. The record is from the annotation of a GenBank genome assembly. NCBI's taxonomy places the organism in Eukaryota, Metazoa, Chordata, Actinopteri, Salmoniformes, Salmonidae.
GUCUUGGCCUUGUUCGAGGAUGGAGAAGAAACAAUCACAGCCUUUGUGGAGCCUUUUGUAAUCUUACUCAUUCUUAUAGCCAAUGCCAUAGUGGGUGUGUGGCAGGUGAGCAACUAACAUUACAUCAUUUAGACAUCUUUUACAGUAUCUUCAAUGUCAGUGUGGAGCUGCAAUGUCAAUGACAAAGUAUUCAGAAACUAUUUUUUUGGUGCAGGCUGUGGAAAGGAAUACUUCUACAGCUUGUAUGCUGCUAGCUAGUGACUAUAGGCGAAACAGGCCACCAUAAAGAGUUACAGGUAGGAGUAUCCACAAGUCUCAUACAUUCUGCUUCUUGGUCAUAUGCCCGUUUGAUGCUUUACUCUAUUUAACAUGCUUUUCAAUGGAAAGUAGAAGUGGGUCAUUGACUACAUUUGAGACAGUUUAGAUGAGACCAAAGAAAAGUGACAACCCCUCCUCUCGCCCAGCCUUGACAUGUCUGUUGCUUUGCUGAUGUUUACACACAGUGGUCUCUUAGACAUUCUCUAAUCCAUAUUUGCAGUCAGCCUGUAGCAGCACAACUAGGCUGUAUGCUCCCUUAGGAUGUAUUAUUUCUGUCUAAACUCAUGCAUAUUUCUGGCCUGCAUGAGUUUGUCCAGAAGAACUAGGCUACAUUUCCUCAGCAGUCUGCCUUCAACAUAGAUGGCAUGUUUGUGAGCAAAUGGCCUUGAACAUUUGAAUCCAAUCCAUAAAGCAUUUAUGUGCAGCCAAAGAACGAGCAUAAAAUAUUGGCAAUCACUCUGUUUCAAACAACAAGUUGAUAGUUGUUUUUUUUACUCAGUUUAGAUGGCCAAUUUAUAGUGUCAGAUAGAACUUCUGUCACGCUGGUUGACUUUGCUUACACUGCCAGGCAGCUCCUAGGAGGAAUGUUCAUUAAGCCAAGCUAGUGCGUGCAAUGGAGUAGACUCCAACAUUAACAUUUUAGUUAUUUAGCAGACGCUCUUGUCCAGAGCGAAUUACAGUUAGUGAGUGCAUACAUUAUUCUUUUUAUUUUUUCAUACUGGCCCCCCGUGGGUAGCGAACCCACAACCCUGCCGUUGCAAACGCCAUGUUCUACCAACUGAGCUACGUCCCUGCCGGCCAUUCCCUCCCCUACCCUGGACGAAGCUGGGCCAAUUGUGCGCCGCCCCAUGGGUCUCCCGGUCGCGGCCGGCUACGACAGAGCCUGGAUUCGAACCAGGAUCUCUAGUGGCACAGCUAGCACUGCGAUGCAGUGCCUUAGACCACUGCGCCACUCGGGAGUACUGAGUACCAAGCUCUGUCCCCGUAGCCCUAAAUUACCAUGCUCAACAGAAAAUGAUAGGCUCUUUAUUAACUGAUAUCAAUCAAUCAAAUGUAAUUUAUAAAGCCCUUUUUACAUCAACUGUUUUCACAAAGUGCCAUACAGAUACCAAGCCUAAAUCCCCAAAGAGCAAGCAAUGCAGAUGCAGAAGCACUUAUAUGUUGAAGCUGGUCAGGAAAUGUGGACUUUAGGACCAAGCAUUCUAUUCCUCUAAGUUAUUGAGUAAACACAAACAUGACUUUCGCACAGUGUGUGAAUUUUCUUAUUUAGCUGCUGUUCUCAUAAAUGUGUCUUUCCCUAUGACACAGUGUUAACAACUUACACUUCUGUUUUCUUAAGCAUAAUCAGUACAGAAAUUGACUAUUUUCUGAAUUGAAAAUAUGCAAAGGGAAUCACCUGGUCAUGCACUAGCUCUAAAAAUAUUUCCUGCUGUCUAUGACUGUGGUUACAUUUUGCCAGCCCCAUCCAUCAGAAUUAAUGAAACAAAACUGCAUGGUUAGGCUGUUGAAGUGACAGAUUGUGCCUUUUAAAAGAAGUCACAUAUCUGCAGUUUGUGGGAUGGUGAAAAGUCAAAUAGGCUUAUUUGAUUUUAAAUCUAUAAUGUCAUCAGAUCAUCUAUUUCAGUAUGUAAUAUGUAACCACACAGUCAACAUUUCUAAUCUACACAGGAACGCAAUGCUGAGGAUGCCAUUGAAGCCCUUAAAGAGUACGAGCCUGAGAUGGGCAAGGUCUACCGCCAGGACAGGAAGACUGUUCAGAGGAUCAAGGCCAAAGAAAUCGUGCCUGGAGACAUUGUGGAGGUUGCUGGUAAGUUGGCCCUGUCUUUCUCAGUGCUGUAG